AUGGAUGACAGCUGGCCAAAAAUCGAUCGAACAACAAUUGCAGCAUCAGUUCCAGAGUCUCCGAUGAAUUUUGACGAGAAACCGCCGUUCAACAGAACCAUCAACGUAUAUCCUCUCACAAACUAUACUUUCGGAACAAAAGAUGCUCAAGCUGAGAAGGAUAAAUCCGUUCCUGAAAGGUUCAAGAGAAUGAAAGACGAGUACGAAGUGGUUGGAAUGCGGCGUUCUGUGGAAGCAGUAUUGAUCGUUCAUGAACAUUCACUCCCACAUAUUCUGCUUCUUCAAAUAGGAACAACAUUCUAUAAAUUGCCUGGUGGUGAAUUGGAAAUCGGCGAAGACGAAAUUUCCGGAGUUACACGUCUCCUGAACGAUACACUUGGAAGAACAGACGGAGAGUCAAAUGAGUGGACCAUCGAGGAUGAAAUAGGAAACUGGUGGCGCCCAAACUUUGAUCCUCCACGUUACCCAUAUAUUCCUGCACAUGUGACGAAACCCAAAGAACACACCAAACUAUUGCUUGUUCAGCUCCCUGCAAAAUCCACGUUCUGCGUUCCGAAAAAUUUCAAGCUGGUUGCUGCACCAUUGUUUGAGCUUUAUGACAACGCUGCUGCAUAUGGACCCCUGAUUUCAUCGCUUCCAACUACACUUUCGAGAUUCAACUUUAUCUUCAAUGACUCGAACUAA
Caenorhabditis briggsae is the source of this 684-nucleotide messenger RNA. RefSeq names its product Protein CBR-CFIM-1 (gene Cbr-cfim-1). Gene Ontology annotation, cellular component: mRNA cleavage factor complex. The coding region runs from base 1 to 684 and encodes 227 amino acids. Lineage: Eukaryota; Metazoa; Nematoda; Chromadorea; Rhabditida; Rhabditidae. The transcript is spliced from 3 exons. The record is from RefSeq and is a predicted model, not a curated record. Gene Ontology annotation, molecular function: mRNA binding.